Messenger RNA from Amyelois transitella, 1997 nucleotides. RefSeq lists its product as uncharacterized. Bases 462 to 1997 code for a protein of 511 amino acids. The record is from RefSeq and is a predicted model, not a curated record. Gene Ontology annotation, molecular function: zinc ion binding; nucleic acid binding. The transcript has 2 exons. Lineage: Eukaryota; Metazoa; Arthropoda; Insecta; Lepidoptera; Pyralidae.
UUUUCAUAAUUUAAUAACUAUUGUAAUUCUUUAGAUUAUUUUAAUGUUUUAUAAUAAUAUUCCUAUUUAAAAGUUGCUCAAUUGAUCGUUAUCGCCUCAUGGCAACGAGUGACGUCAGCCAAUGGUGCGAUAACGAUAGUGGGGAUGGUAGGGUAGGCUUGUUUUUGGAAAACGAUUGAAGCGGUGGUCAUUCUGUCGCCGAACGUCUAACAGUAAAGUUGAUCAUAGCAGAAUCUAUGUCAUAGAGAUAUUAUAAGUAUACUAUGCUUAUUAUGCGUAUGAUUAUGUAUAAAUAGUGUUAAAAGUACUGCAAAAGUGAUUUGGUUUAUGGAGAUCAAAAUACAAGGAAAUUACAAGUUAAAAGGUGUUUUAAUUACUAUUCCUUUCUGAGAUAUUGGCAUACGCCAACAUCUCAGAAGUGGGAUACACAAACGUCCACUAAAGGGAGAAAAGUACUAAUCAUGGGCAAAGACCAUGCUGAUAAACGGCGACCGAAGUCGAAAAAGCCUUCUCGUCGUAAUGCCGAUGCUGCUGAUGGCUGCAGUGAUCGCAGCGAAUCUCGAUGCUCAACGCCACCCAUGUCUCCGGUUCGACGGCGAGAGGGACCAUCCAAAAGACGCUCACUGAGAAACACUACUUCCAGAUCAGCACGGCGGUCCAUUUCACGUGAGUGCUUAACCUCUCAUAACAAGCGUCAAUCUUCCCCUCCGGCGAGGUCCAGGUCAAGAAUUAGGUCCCGCUCUCGUAGUUCUAAGAAUAAUGAAGAUAACGCAGACAUCGGGAAUAAUCAUAAUUUGUUUAUUAAGAAUUUUUUUGAUGCCUUAAGUAAUAUGGCGUCUAAAAGUGAUAGUGACAAGUUCCCAGUUCUAAACGUAGUUCCAGAAUUUGACCCUUUAAAUAAGGAACAAACUGUAGAUUCUUGGAUUCACAAAGUAGAUGAAUGUGCGCAAAUUUACGGCUGGACCGACAAACAUAUAGUCCAUUACGCAAUGCCUAAACUUAGCGGUAUCGCAAAAACAUGGUAUCAAGGAUUACCGUCUGUUUUGUACUCAUGGGGUGAAUGGAAAAUAAAAUUGCGUGAAUCUUUCCCUACUAGGGAAAACUAUGCUGAUUUACUAUUAGAAAUGUUAAAUAAACGAGUUCGUUACGGAGAAUCCUUAGAAUUAUACUUUUAUGCAAAAAUGAAUCUUUUGAAUCGUUGCGAGAUAUGGGGUAAACGGGCCGUGGACUGUUUGUUAGCCGGCAUAGACGAUCGAAACGUUCGCGUUGGUGGGCAAAGCGCAGAGUUCGCGGAACCGGAACAAGUACUUAAGUUUUUAAAAUCCGUAAAAAUUAGCUACGAUAGGAAUAAUAAUGAUUCGGCCAAGAGUAGGGACAGAAAACUUAAUCAUAAUUCUGAGAAGCCCGUCUCCAGAACAGUAAUUUCACAAAAGCCUAAGGCAACGAGGACUUGCUACAAUUGUAAUGAGAUAGGGCAUCCGUUUUUUCGCUGUCCAAAACCCAGGUUAUAUUGUACGGAGUGUAGGUUAUUAGGACAUCUAAAAGCUGAUUGUUCGAAGUCGAAGCAGGGUGACCUUGUAGAAGAUAGAACCAAGAAUGUGUUACAAAUUAAAAAUGGAUUUGACACUAGCAUUAAAUAUAAAAUUCCAAUAAAGGUAAAUAAUCAAAUGAUGUAUUGUACCGUAGACUUGGGUAGUGAGGGCACCCUGAUUCGUCUCAGUGAAGCAGAAAAGUUGAAGCUAGAAUGGCAGGAUGUUAGUGGUCCGUUAUUGAAAGGAAUUGCCAACGCGGUAUGUCAACCUAUAGGUUUAUCAUAUGCUACAAUAGAGGUGCAGGGUAUCAUUGAACAAAACGUACAUAUUUUGGUAGUUGAAGAUCAUGUUAUUCCUUGUCCCCUUUUACUAGGGCAUACAUUUACAGAGAGGCCCAAUAUUAAAAUAGUAAAAACUGAUACAGACAUUAUAUUCCAGAACGACCAACCAUAUCUAUAUAUAUAA